GCAAUUCAAUUUGUGUAGGUCAUUCUGCGUACAAUUUGGGAUGUCUGACGUACCUGUGAUUAAUAUCCCGCUUCAUGGACAGGAUCAUCUAUUUACUUUCUGGAAUGAGCUCAAUGCUAAUGAGCAAUCUGAAAUCCUCAAUGAUAUUUCAAAGAUAAAUUUUCCUGCUCUCGGUCGCUUAUUCGAUGUAAGUCUUUUGUAGUUGUAUCAACGAUUAAAAAAUGUGAAUGAGUCAUUAUUUUGCUACCAAAAGACCGUAUUUUAUCAGCCUUUUCAUCAAACAGUACUACGUCAUCUGCAAUUGCAAGUCAAUAGGUGGACCCCAUGGUAGGAGGAUUGCAAUCCCUGAAAAUUCGGUCGAUAAGACAGUUAUUUCCUUUUUCAAGGAUAACCUACACUAAAAUAAUUCUUACUCCUCCAAAUCGCUCUUCCGGAAUCGAUGACAAACUCUUUCCACCUGAUUCAAAAAUAUGUAAAUCUCUGUCGGAAUUGCGCACUUCACAACCUCGCUUGCUGGAACGCUAUUUCAGUAUUGGUUUGCGGGCAGUCAAUGAAAAUAAAGUGGCGGUUCUACUGUUAGCGGGUGGUCAAGGGACACGACUUGGUGUUUCCUAUCCCAAAGGGUUGUAUAAACCAAAUUUACCAUCAGGUCGUUCAUUAUAUCAACUUCAAGCCGAGCGUCUUCAUCGUGUUUGUCAAAUGUGUAAAGAAAAGUUUGGUAAAACUCCUUCGAUAACUUGGUAUAUUAUGACUUCUGAGCACACAAAAGAAACAACUGUACAGUUCUUUGAAUCAUCUAAUUAUUUUGGACAUAAUUGUGAUAACAUAGUAUUUUUUGAACAAUACACUCUUCCGGCCUUUUCUGUAGAUGGAAGAAUCCUGUUGCAAACUAAGUCUAAACUAACAUCAGCUCCAGAUGGAAACGGUGGUUUGUACAGGGCUCUUAAAGAACGUGGUAUUCUCGAUGAUAUGAAAUUAAGAGGAAUCGAAUAUGUCCAAAUUUAUUGUGUUGAUAAUAUUCUGGUAAAGGUACCUGAUCUCCACUUUAUUGGAUACUGCAUCGAAAAUAAUGCAGAUUGUUCUGCGGAAGUCGUUCAGAAGCUAGACCCAGAAGAACCGCUUGGAGUUGUUGGAGUAGUGGAUGGUCAGUAUCAGGUCGUAGAAUAUAGUGAGAUAUCUCCCGUUACAGCAUCCUUACGUGUAAACCAAUAUGACUCUCAUAAUAGUGCACACAAUUCAAAUGACAGUGAAACCAGUCGUUUAGUUUAUAGCCAUGGCAAUAUUUGUGUACAUUUCACAACGAGAUCAUUUUUGGAACGCGUUUGUCAGGAUGAUAUACAAAUGAAAAUGCGCUAUCAUCGAGCUCAAAAGAAAGUUACUUGUAUAGAUUUGCAAACAGGAGAAUUGAUUGUCCCUCAAAAACCGAAUGCAAUCAAAUUUGAAAAAUUCGCAUUCGAUGUUUUUCCAUUUGCUAAACGAUUUUUUAUAUGGGAAGUUCCUAGAGAUGAACAAUUUUCUCCGCUUAAGAAUGGACCAGGUGCAAUUAAGGAUUGUCCUAGAACAGCGCGACUUGAUUUACUUAAUUAUCAUACUCGCUUAGCAGAAAAUGCUGGUGCAAUACUAGUAAAUGAUAGUUCUACGUCUAAUGGGAAUGGACACGUAGAUAGUGUUCAUGACAAGCCUUUAAUUGAAAUUUCACCUUUGAUUACUUACAAUGGUGAAAACUUAACAUGUCUAAAAGGUGUUAAAAUUCAUGGUCUCAAUCGUUUGGAACAAGACAAAGAAACCGGUAAACCAAUUAUAUUUUCUUGUGAAAUUAAUGACAGUAUCUAGUCAAGAUCUGUAUGGAUUUUUUUUAGCACUGAUAUAUUCAAUAACCAUACAUACAAAUGGUCUUCCGUAGGUAACAUAUUCGGCCACUUUCAUGCUGUGAUUUUUCUAUGAGGUGUUUUGUUUCAUAUAUUUUAAACAUUCCAUAUUACAACCUGUUUUUGUAACUGUUCGCUUGUAUGUUAAUGUUCGAAAUUAUCUGUUGUAAUGUGAUUUUUUUAAAAAAAAUGUUGUGUACAAUCAAUGUGAAAUUCAUUCUUUUUCAAUCCUAUGUUCAUUUUAUUUUUUAAUUGUGCUCAGUGAUUGUUAUUGGUUUCGUUCUCAUUAAUCUAUGAUACUAAGCUAUACUGUUGUUAUCUUCUCUAUCACUUAUCAAUUUGUUUUAUAACUUUUAUUCUUAAAAACAAAAUUGACAUUUGUAACUUUAUUUUCAAUAGAAAGUAACCGUUAUCUUCGGGGUGAUUUUUUAAAAAGAGAAAAUUCGUUUGCCUUUGUUCAUAUUAUGACCUUUGCCCCUGUUGGUUGUCACGUGACAAAAUCGCCAAUCAGAAUACCGACUUAUAUGAACUUGUUCUUGUGUUAAACAAUGACACGUUAACCAACGGCAGCAGCCGUACGUCAACCCUGAAUCUCUAUUGGUCCUCAAACUAGUAACUUCUCACCUAGCCCUACCUGUUGAGUCCAGAACACAAUCUCAGCCUCCAACGUAUGAAUAAUAUAUUUCAGAUAUACGUAGUUUAUAUAAAGACAAACCAAACUGCAUCAUACCAUAAAAUUAAAAAACAACAAUUAGGCAAUAUCAAACCAAAAGUGGUUGUAAAUGUGAG
Schistosoma rodhaini is the source of this 2657-nucleotide messenger RNA. The record is from the annotation of a GenBank genome assembly. Lineage: Eukaryota; Metazoa; Platyhelminthes; Trematoda; Strigeidida; Schistosomatidae.